GGCUGUGUAUGUUGACCUUCAUUUUCGUUUCUGAUGAGGAGUACAGCGCUCAGUACAAAUCACCUUGCUGCUUUCUUUUGAAAGUUUUGAUCCAAACCAACUAACUUCAACCCGUCAGCAUUGUACUGUGAUAGGCGUGCGAAGAAUGGCUUGGCUGACUGGCCUUGCGGGACGUGCUGAGGCUUUGCUGGAAAAAGUUGAUCAAACUGCUGCUGAAUCGUUCAGUCGUGAUGCUCAGAGGGAUGUGAUACCUCGCCAGGUAUCAUCAUUGCAUACCACGCCGGAGCCUGGACGACAUGAGCAAUUUUCUAGUGGGUCUCUGUCUGUUGGAGCUCCAGCUGGCCGUAGCUCUCCACUGAACGCUGGGGCCACUAACGGUGCACUCCCUGCGAAAAAUCGCAGCUCGUCUUUGGCCAACAAUCGCCCGUCCGACCAGAAACUGUUCGACUUCUUGAAUAGCAGUGGAGAAGGGGGUGACUUAAGCCUUGCACAGAAUGCCAGCUCAUCUUCAUUGGCGUCCAAGGAUAGGAAAAAGCCUGAUUCACGAGCACCUUCCCGAGUAGCUAGCAGGGACAGUCUAGCUUCAGCAAAACCAACUGAUGCAGUGGACAGUGGACACGAUGGGCUCAUGAUGGACAUAGGCAGGUCUAGCUCACCUCAGCUAUCCGGCCAAAGAAGAAGCAUCGACGAUGCGUCCUCUUCUAUACAGGUGGAGAACCAGAUGCUGAAAGAAGAAGUGUCGGCACUGCAGCGCGAGCUACAUGACUGGGCCGGAAGAGAACGCAAAUCACACGGAGAGCUCUCUGGUCUGAAGAAGCAAUGCACACAGCUACAGUCCGACUACACCGCUGCACAGAAGGCGCUGCAGCUAAGGGACACCGAGCUGACAGCGCUACGGAGGCACGUUGCUGAAGUGGAGGAUGAAGCAAAGGACCACCGCCGCUCCCUCACCUCGUUACGAGAUGACCGUCAACGGCUCUUGGAGGAAAGCGUGGCAUCGGCAGGUGUGCAGCAUCAGACGCUUGAUCUCGUUGAAAAUCGCCUCAAGGAGGCCGAGACGCAGCUGGAGAAGGAGCGCGUUGCACUGGCCGCAUCUCAGGCGGAAGUGAGUCGACUUCGUCAAAGUGAUGAGCAGCUAAACGCCGACAUGGCUCGGAAUGUUGUGGACCUGCAGCGUCAACUAGAGCAAGAGAAAGCCAACAAUGUCAGGCGUCAACAAUCGCUCACCUCGGCCCAAUCUGAAUCGCAAAGAUGUCGGCAAGAGUUGGAAGAUUACAAGCAACGCGCUGCGAGAAUUCUUCAGGCCAAAGAACAGCUCAUUUCCAAGCUUAAAGAAGGUGGCUUGGAUGAUGGUACCACAGAAUGUCAGAAUGCCGAACUGGCUGCUUUACAGGAGGAGAAGUCUCUGCUUCAGGAGAGUCUGCAGCAGUCGAAGCAAGAAAUCGACCAGCUGCGCAUGGAAGUCGAGGAGUUGGACAGUGCACACGUUCAGGAGCUGAAUAUGGUACAGGAGCAGCGUGACCAGGUCGAGUCGCAGCUUCAGGAUGAGCAGCGGCAACGGAGUGUUGCGGACAUGGAACACCAGCAGAAGCAGAAGGAAAUGGAGUUGUUACAGGACGAGCUCGUGCGCCAGAAAGCUGCUCUUCACACCCAGCUGAAGGAUGAGCAAGCAAGGAUGACCUCCCUGGAGAGCAAGAUGACAACACUGCAGCGUUCGUCGCAAAAUGGUGCGCGCAGUGCCGAAAUGGAGUCGCGCAUGCACACGCUCACCGAUAACUUGCUCACCAAGCAGACCCUGGUGGAGACGCUAAGCUCUGAAAAGAAUGCCCUGUUACUACAGCUGGAGAAGGCUAAGCAAGCUGUUAGCUCUGCCGAGGGUAUGAAUAAGCGAAUUGCACCGGGUCACGCCGUGAACAUGCCACACUUUGAGGACGCAGAUGGUGAAGCUCAAACACGCCUGAGACCGAUGAGCUCUAUGAUGCCGGGCUCACUUGCAAUUCAAGACGAUGACGGCAUUGCUCGGCAUAUGCGCUCCGCGGCGAACACGCUUGACACAUUCAGUGUUCGUCUGGGUCGUUUCCUACGGCGCUACCCAGUGGCACGGCUUUUUAUAAUUGUUUACAUGUUCCUGCUUCACGUGUGGGUCACCGUUGUCUUGCUCACCUACCAACCGGAGAUACACGGCGCCGACUCGCCCAAGGGACCACACGGCCCGCAAUGAACUCACAGUUGAGUGCACCCUCUUGUUGUAUGUGUUGCCCUGCUACCACCCGCUGUCACAAUCAUCGCUUCAAAUACCCUAUUAUUUUCCGUCUGCUAUUCUGUUGCUGUGAUCCGCCGCAGUUCACGUGCUGUUAUUCUUGUUUUUACUUGCGUGAGCGUCGGCGUGCAUGCAACCUGCAGCUAUGCUCUCCCCGAUACGUGUGUGCCAAGGGCAUUGUGCUUGUCCUUGCUAUGCGCCCAGCACCCAGACAUCUGCUCCUUGACCGUAUCUCCGGCGCUCAUUGCACAGCGCCCUAUUGCGUGCAUGGCACUCGCCGAUAACCACCUGUACGUUAACCAGUCCAGACGCGUACCGAUGUAUACAUAUCCACUGUUGCCGGUCUUGCGGCUCACUGCCUUGAAUUCUCGAUGGCUUUCAUGUCAUGCUCUGCAUUUUUAACAGCAGAUACGACGUACUGCUGGUUUUAUAGAUAUUGUACCGACCUACGGCAAACUCCUUUGCGGUAUGUAAUGAAACUAUCCCUGUGCCGGCCGUAAGGACUGAUACAUUCAGUGAAUAAUACGAUCACCGACAUAUUA
Sycon ciliatum is the source of this 2802-nucleotide messenger RNA. RefSeq names its product golgin subfamily A member 5-like. The transcript is spliced from 15 exons. Gene Ontology annotation, biological process: retrograde transport, vesicle recycling within Golgi; Golgi organization. The record is from RefSeq and is a predicted model, not a curated record. Lineage: Eukaryota; Metazoa; Porifera; Calcarea; Leucosolenida; Sycettidae. Gene Ontology annotation, cellular component: Golgi membrane; Golgi cisterna. The coding region runs from base 146 to 2221 and encodes 691 amino acids.